GCAGCGCAUUGCUCGGCGUACCGCCACUUUUGAAGGGCCACAGCGAUCUCAUCUAUCGUAUUUUUGAUCGGUGCGACGCCUGCCGACAGCGCUACGUCGGAGAGCGCGCACCGGUGCCGCACGGCUACCUGGAGCUAAGGCGCGCGCAGCGCGCGGGCGGCACACAUAAUGGAGGCCGCCCUCGCCGCGGAAGCGCGCGCCGCCGACGCCUUGCGGCGGGCACCCCCACCCAGUACGAAGACGCCGAACGCGAGACGACUGGAGCGCCUCCAAUUAAUAGCGAAAUACGCCACGACCCUCCACGCGGGCCGCGCGAAGGCGUCGAUCGUGUUGGACGAUCCUACUAUUGGGGCGGGACGAGCCGCUUUGUUAUGGUCUCAGGCGCCGUUGGCCGGGGUAUGCGAUCAGGCCUCGACCCUAUCCCAGACGUGUUUACAUGCGGCGAGAGUAGCAAGAGGUGACGCGUGCGUCGCGCGCGUCCUGAAUGACGACGCCAUAACAGCAGCGAGGGCUUGUUUAGAUCGAUUGAACGGCGACAAGAACUCCACAAAUUUCUUCGAAGGUUUAGAAGCGCACGCCCGAAAGGAGGCGGACAUCCUGGCCAAAAGUAGCAAUGCGGCAGAGAAGAUUUUGAGUCGACGUCUGAAGGGCGCCUUCAGGGUCAGGCUGCCCCCGGACUGCUCGCACGAUAGUUUGAGGUGGGCCGCGCGGCUGGCCAUAGCCAUCGCGUCGGAGUUGUGCGCCGACGACACUCGAGUGUUCUUAUGUUCAAAUUUCUGGGCGGCCGGCCCGGGCGCGGCCUGGCGCGUUUGGAGGGAUGGUAUAACACACGCGUCCCGAGGGGCUUCCGGUCGCGCGCUCUCACAAAUUGCUGCGAAGGCCGCCUCUUCAUCGCAAAACGCACCGGGGCCCGCAAGCGGCGCAUUAGCUCGAGCCUGCGCCGACGCCGCCUCGGCCUUGUGUCGGAGCACUACGAACGACGCCGCCACGCUGACAGCCUUGUCAGCAUGCUUCUCAACACAUAGUAACAACAACGCCCAGCACGCCGCCGCCGAAUUGGCCUUGGCGGCAAGACGCGCUAGAGUAUCGGCCGACGGGACGACGCCGUGGUCCCAGGCUUGUUUAACCGCGGAGACAAAUGCAUUAAAAGCGCUCCGCGAACCGCCCGACGCGGCUUGGAGUGAUGAAGCCCUGGGACCCGGUGCUUUGUUAGUAGGAGACGCUCUAGCCCAAGUCUUCGCGGGCGACGUGGAAAGAGCUUUCUCUCGCAUGGACGACAUGGCAGAUGAAGACGAGGACAAGGACGGGAGGGACGUGUUAGUGAGGAGAGCCUUGCAGGGCGAGGGCGACGGCGCGGUCUGUGCGAAGGCGACGCUCCUGAAGAUCACGGGAGAGGGUUCUCUACGAGAGGCUUUAUUAUCAAGUGAAGCUCGCGCCGAGACGAACGAAGGCGUCCAGUUCGCCCUGAAGGGCGCUUCCCAGGAUCCCGUGUGUGCGCGGAAGGUCCUCGCGUCCUUACCCGAGACCACGUCUUCCGUUGACGUCGCGCGGUUGACGGCCGCGAGUCUAGGUUCAGAACCGUCCGCAAGGGACAUCAAAGAAGCUCUGAGCAAGGUGAACGAUGAUGCUACGUCCAAAGCUUGUUCCGACGCGGUUUUGAAAGUGAGACCCGUCGACGCGGCGGCCUGGCUCGAGCACGCUUCCACACCGUCUCAAUUAUCUUGUGCGUUGGACGUCGUAGCGAGGACCUCGUCAGAUGGCGAUGAAGCAGUAAAUGACCGGGCCAUCACUUCAUUAGCUGAUGGAGACGGUCACCUGAAAGUGAAUAUUGAAAAGGAUGCCGUGCGAAUCCUCAAGGCGCUGAGUGCUUUAUCUGCAUAUGCGGCGUCCCGAGGCUGCCCGCCCGACGACCUGAGGCGGUUAGGGUUGCGGUUAAAAGCACCGGAAGCCUUUGAGCAUUUACUGGAGGAUCUACAAUUAUUAGCGGACAACUUUACUACUUUAACAGGGUUCCCCGGCGCUGCAGCUCGAGCCUCAUUAGGUGCGAGUCUAGGAGCGCACGUCUCGACCAUACAUGAAGCUCUCAAGGCGCGGUUGGACCAAUCGCGACGGGACCAAGACCUGAAAACGCUCGCGAACGCCACGCGCAUUCUUGGGAUUGUCGCUUGUGACGAUGAACCGUCUCCCUUGCGAGCGUGGGCGUUGUCCGAACUCGCGAGAGCCUGGGCCACUUCUGGUUUAGGUUCGGGAGCGGCCUACGCGCAGUUAAGAAGGCCAGAAGUCGUCCAGAGGCUGCGGGCCCUAGUCUUUGCGUCCAAAGACCUCGACGACGCGCAGCACGCCGAGCUCGCAUGCGUCGUCGCCGAGGCGGCGAAGAACUCUGGGGCAUUUGAAGCUCUUAGUGCGUUGGUCGAUCAUGGUCAAUCAGUAUUUGUUGGGAGUGCUCCUUCCGUCGUCUCACAGGCCGUGGCACCGUCACUCGUCGUGCGGCGCGAGGUGAGGACGCUGGAAGUGCUGUUUGCUUCUAGAAGACAGCUACUCGAAGCGUGUCUGCCUCGCUGUUUGUGUGCGGCAUUGUUGCAGAUCAGGAGCGUCGCUGCCGAUGCUGGCAAUCGACUUUUAUCAGAUGUCGCCUCAUUAAGUGCCUUCGCUUCUGGCGAAGCUAUCUCGACGCCACCGGCCCAUCGAGCCAAGGAAGAUCUGCUGAGGGCCCACGCCGACGCUGUCUUGGUGCUACUCGCGGCGGAACUCGGCGGCGAUCGCGCGGCAGCAGCUCGAGACGCGUUAGAUGUCAUUGGCCACGCCGUGUUUGGAGCGAGGGCCUCGGGCGUGUCCAGGCGGAAGAAGGGCGGUAGUGUGGACCAGGCUUUGUCUUCCUUUGUUGGUAGGAGAUUCGUCCACUUGGUGCAUGCGGUCGUCGUUCACAGGGCCGGAGUGCCUUGGGAAAAGGCAGAUAGGACGGAACGGGCCGCUCGUUUAAGGGCCUUGGCGUCGUGUGCGGAGUUGUUGACACCAACGGAUGCGGCGACGCACGCUCCGAAAGUCCUAGGGAUACUCGGGGCCGCCCUGGACGACACGGCGUCCGGCGCCGAGGCCGAAACUUUAGCCGCUGUUGCGGUUGAUGCUCUCGACAGAUUUGCAUCGUUACUACCCGAUGAAGCUUUGAGAGCACACUUAGCGGCUAUCGUCGUGGCCGCGGCGCCUUCGUCGAAAAAGGGCGUUCCUCGCGCUCGAUGUCGCCGCGCACGAGACUUACUGCGGAGGUUACUUGUCGAACGUAGAGAUGCUCUGGAAAGCGCUAUUUGUACCAUACCCACGUUACCCGAGACGAUCGACGGCGUCGAUACCGAACAAAGGCCGCUCCGAAGCGAGUUGAUGCGACUGGCGCCGUUGCUCGACGCCGAGGCCCCGGCGGUCCGAGUCGCCGCCGCCGAAGCGCUCUCGACGACACUCUCUUCAAGACAUGAAGACCUCACGAAAAUGAUGCAGGAUGAUGAUGAAGUAGAUGUGCCGCCGGAGGUGGCCGACGUCGCGUCCGCGCUGCUGCGAGCGGCGGCGUCAUUAGGUGCUUCAAAAGAGGAAGCGUCGUCGGAACGAUUCCGACUGGCUGUUGCUACUGCGUUGGGUGAGUUGGGGGCCCUGGACCCUACUCGCUUGGAUGUCGCCCUCCACAAGACGCAAGAUGAAGCGGCUUCGAGAUGUAGUGUAGCUGUAGGGUCCUCCCCAACACAAGAUAGCGACAUGCUCGGUCCUUUAAGACAGGAAGACGUCCGAGCACCGCCGUGGGGUGAUGGUGAUGAAGAUCAAACGCCCUCACCUAGAGAUAAGCUCGUGGUAGCUAUCGUCGCCGAGCAUCUCGUGAGCGCGUUGCACGGUGAUAAGGUGGAGGAUAAAGCGGCUUAUGGUAUUCAAGAACUGUUGAGACUACUAGCAGGAGACGACGACGAGGACUCGCAAGGUAGUCGAAGGCGAGAACUGCCGAAGUGGGCGCGCAAAGCGUUCGAACAACGAAAUGUGCAUGAAUUAGUAGCCCCGUACGCGUCGACGGAUUAUGUGAUGAAGGGCAAGGCCAAGUUGCGAGAUAAAUCGGAUACGAAUGCGGAUCGGUAUGGAGAUGAUGCAAGGCAGUGGGCCGUCAGACUAGCUUGGGAUUUGUGUUUGCGGGCCUGUUCGAAGACCCACGCUCCUGUGUUCAGGAUCUGCCGGCCCAUGCUGACGCGCUGCGAUUCGUUGGCGCCUUUUUUACUGCCCUACCUCGUGGCCGAUGUCAGUAUUACGGGCGGGUCGGCGGGCGAGGCCUUUGUGGCGCGGGAGUUACGAGCAGCAGUGGAAGUAGGUAAGGAUCCGGUCAUCCUCCAACUGGUCUUUGACUUGAGAAGCACGAUCGAGUCGUGGAGGGACGCUUGUUCCAGAUUGGAGCUGAAGCAUCGAAAGCCUCCCAGUCAUAGGGGUAGGAUCCAGAAGCCCUUUGGGCUGCAGUGCUUCACGCACGAGACGACGAAUCAGACGACGGAGGCGUCCUCAAAGUUUUCUGCCGUGCUCGAGGCCUUGCCCCAUGCUCGACUCGCGGACGCGGCGGCGCGGGCCCAGGCCGACGCGAGGGCGGUGCUGUCGUAUGAGUUGGAUGCGAAGGCGCAACACGAGGCCUGGCGGAAGCGCCAGCCCAAAGGUAGGGCGUAUAACGAUGGUGCGGAUGGAUGGUUACCUAGACUCGACCCUAGAUCUCUUGAGAGACUGCAGAAGGCGGGUGCUAGGGUAGCUGAGGACCCUGAUUUCUUAUCGGGUCUCGCCGCUGUGAGACGAAAGGCCCAAUUCCGCGCGACGCUGUCCCAAGACAUCCGCGAGGCGGAGACGCGGGGCGACUGGCGGAGAGCCCUCGACGGCUACGAGCACGUGCUACGAGCCCACGAGGAGGUCAUAACAGAUGAAGACGAGGACUUUCCCAUGGAUGAUGGGAUUAAGAUCCACGAGGGGGCCGCGGCGAUUCGAGCUUCCAUGCCGAAGCAGCAGGCGGCGCAAGGUUUAUUGCAAUGUCUGUUGGAAUUAGGACAUGGCGAAUCCGCGCUGUUGCAUGCCGAUGGCUUCGUCGCGCGGGACCCCUCUCUGUCGCAAGUUGUAGCUCCCUGGCAGGCGGAAGCCGCGAUGUCGCUCGGGCGGUGGGACAAAAUUCCACAGUCGGACAUCUCGGAUAGUAGAGUGGCGCUGGCGGCCACGGUCGCUGCUUUGAGAAGUGUGAGUGAGUCACCUGAGCUAUUCACAGAGAAGGCGAAGAGUGCGAAACUCGCGGCGAUGGCGGGUCUCGGCGCCGCGUCCAUGGAGUCUUAUGGGCGGGCCUACCCCUUCGUGGCGCGCUUGCACGCCGUGCGGGAAGUAGAACACGCGCGGGAGUACAUCAAGGGCGGCGACCUGAACGAGCUCGAGAGGAGAUGGGAUUCGCGCCGCAAGGCCGGGGCGGCGUCCUCGGUCCCGUCGUGGCUGGCUGUGAGGAGACGGUGUCUGGAAGUUUGUGGCGCUCCGCUGAAGGCGGGCGCUGCUUGCAUGGAGGCGGCUACAUUAGCUAGGAAGGCUGGGCGGUUGACCGUCGCGCGAGGCGAUCUGAGGGACGCGGCGCGACUAGGCAUCGAUUCCGAAGCCUUGUCGCUAGCCGAAGCGAAGGUCGCGCGCGCCGCCGGUCAACGAGGCGCUAGUCGUUUUGGUGGACAUGUCCAACGUUCAGAUGCAAUAGCAACAGCAGCAAAUAAAGCUUAUGCUUUACUAGAACCGAUCGAGGCGAACUGCCAUGUCAUAGCUCGAAGGUUUGGCAUCCAGCGGGUGCUGGACGACUGCCACGGGUCCAUGAACAUUCUGGACGUGUUAGAUAGAAAUGGCCCGAUGCGCUUCGACAAUAGUGAUGAAAGAAUACCAGCGGCCAAAAGGUUAUUGCAGGCCACGGACUGCGUCGUCGACGCUCGUCUGAGGCACGGGGAAGAAGUUAUUAGGCGAUAUGAACUUUGUGUAGCUUUACGUCCUGAUUGGGCCCGAGCGUACUUGUCACUAGCUCGAUAUUUCGACCUGCUAGCCACAGCGAGGGAGUCCGAUGUCAAUAAGGAGACGGAUGAAGUUUUACACUUAUAUGCUAGAAGAGCCAUGCAGUGGUACGCUCGUGGUUUAGAACACUCCGCGAAGCAUGCCCAGGCGGCCCUACCGCGCUUGGUCACGACGUGGUUCGCCUAUGCUGCUUUAGGGCCGGACGAGACUUUGCCGAAUACAAACGAUCCGAACUCUCUCAGAAGACUCCAAGCGCACGCCGACAAGAUCAUCCGGCGAGCCGCGAAGCACGUCCCGGCGGCCGUCUGGUAUGGCGUCAUGGCUCAAUUAAUCUCACAUGCGGCCCACACGCGGAAGCAGAUCAACACCGGUGUUACACAGUUGUUGGCGCGUAUUAUCCAGGUCCAUCCUGAUCAAGCGUUGUGGACGAUCACGUACUUGGCUACUAGUACGAAUGACAACCGGAAAAGGACGGGUGAGUCGCUCUUCGAGUUGGCAACUACAAGACUACGGAAAUCAGCCAAGCAAGCCCAGCGGGACAACCAACCCGCGCAGAAAAGGGACUACGAACAGUCGGCAAGGACGCUCCAGACGGCUAGGGAAGUCUUCACGCAAUUUGUUCGCUUGGCUCGGAACAUGCCCGUCGAAAGUCGCAGAGAGGUUAGAUUAUCAAAAUUCGUCACGGCCGAGCAGUGUCAAGGGUUACUCGUGCCGGCUCGCGUAGCGUUAACGCCGAUGCCGCGCAUGUCGUCGAAGGGCCGGUGGCCGACGUUUCCCGACCGGGCGCCUCGGAUCUCACGACUGUCCGAUGACGUGGAGGUGUUACGAUCGAAGGCGAGGCCCAAGAAGAUCGCUCUGGAUGCGUCCGACGGUACAAGAAUGAGGUUACUGUGCAAAUGUGAGAAAGCCGGCGAUCUCCGGAAGGACGCGCGCGUGCAGGACUUUAAUGGAGUGGUCAACCGGUUACUCGAUCGAGAUGCUUCAUCACGUCGACGAGGUCUGCGGUUGCGGACCUUUGCGGUCGUUAUUUUGGACGAGGAGUGCGGCCUGCUCGAAUGGGUGCCUAGGACGCGAAAACUCAAACAAGUGGUCGAUGCGGCCUAUCGGAUCGUGGGGAAGAAGCUGCCCGUGUUUCAUAGUGAGAAGGUGUCGGGGCCCUUCAAACGGGCCCAAAGUCAGCAUCGGAACGAUUGUGUCGCGAUGGCGAAAGCCUAUAGGCAAAAUGUGUUGUCGUUGUAUGAACCAUGCACCAGUCGUUGGUUCGUCUCGAGAUUUGCCUCGGACCCGGCGCAGUGGUUGUCCGCGCGAGGCGCGUUCAUGAAGUCCUGCGCGACCUGGGGCGCGGUCGGCCAUUGUCUCGGGCUAGGUGAUCGGCAUGGCGAAAACAUUUUGGUGGACAUGGACUCGGGCGGAUGCGUGCAUGUCGACUUCGACUGUUUGUUCGACAAAGGGUGUGCUCUGAAGGAACCGGAGAUCGUACCAUUUAGAUUGACACCGCAUAUGGUGGAAGCUUUUGGUACGGCCGGGGUUGAUGGUGCUUUCAGAACAUCGUUGCAGUUGACGUUGGGUUGUUUGCGAGAUCAUAAAGAGACGUUGCUGCACGUCUUGGAGCCGUUCUUACGAGACACUACUGUAGCGUGGGAACGGCCGGGCAAGGCCCAGAUAGAUGAUGAGCCCCCGACGAAAAGGAGACGUAAUGAGAAGCAGGACGCCGCCGCGACGCUUCGAGUUGUUUCGAGACGGUUGGACGGCAUUUAUAAUCUGCCCGUGCCGCCGCCGCCCGGUUCGACACAAUCGCGGGACGCGCGCGCGGCGGCGCGCGGCGGCUGCUCGGCGCCCGACGAAUUGCCGCUGUCGGUCCCGGGCCAGGUCGAGCGGCUCAUCAAGGAGUCGACGUCGGAUUUGAAUCUCUGCCGCAUGUAUCUGGGGUGGACGCCGUUCCUUUAGUCUCCAGGGCCAGCGGCGCCCCAGUCGACGAAGAAGAACAUCCAAGUUUAGGAGAUACGUAGGGGUC
Messenger RNA from Pelagomonas calceolata, 8041 nucleotides. NCBI's taxonomy places the organism in Eukaryota, Pelagophyceae, Pelagomonadales, Pelagomonadaceae. The record is from the annotation of a GenBank genome assembly.